CUCUGGUUUUACGCCGGUUGGCACCUGAAACCGCUCUUCUCUCCCAUUAUAACCCAACACCUGCUCUCUCUGUCUGUCUCUCUCUCUCUCUCCCUCUAAGUUUCCUCUUUCGUCUUCUCUUCCCCUAGAUUCUCUCUCCAUGACUUUCAACGAUCAUAUUCAUAGUACAUUAAUAGCUCUCAACUCAGCCUGCAUGCAUCUUGCUUCUGGAAACUUAUCUUCCAUAUAAAUUUACUCUUCCCGCUAAAUGUGUACUCGUCCCGCUCCUUUAAUCCCCAAGACAUAAGAAACUGUCCUGUGUCCUAGCUAGCCAGCGACCCAGUCAGUCAGCCAGCUUCGCCAUUCUCGUAUCUCUUCCUUUGAAAAUACUGUUCUGUUUAUUUUCUUUCCUUGAGAUACACCCAAACAGUGGACUGGAUCACUGGCUCUUGGUAACGCUCAAGUCCGCUGGUGAUUUCAGUUUCGAGCUUUUAUUGUGUACAUAUUGAGAACUGCGAGGUCGCUGAAGGCUCCAGUGAAAGUUCAAAGCAAACAAUGGCUCGGGCUACUAACUGGCUAUCGUUUUCGUUGUCGCCGAUGGAAAUGCUGAGGUCUACCAACUCGCAGUACCUUCAAUAUGACGGCGCUUCUGCUGCUCCUCACUACUUCAUCGAUAACUUCUAUGCCAAUGGGUGGUCGAACCCCAAGCCCCAGGUGCUGUACAGCCAAGUAGAGCUAGACGAAGGCAAAGAAAGUCAAGCUGCACAGAACAUGGUUGAAUCAUCAUUUCACCCAGGUUUCAUGGAACCCCAGAAUCAUGACCAGCCAGUGCCGAAACUCGAGGAUUUUCUGGGCGAUUCUUCCUCGUCUAUCAUGCGUUACUCUGAUAGCCAAACGGAUACUCAAGAUUCGUCGACCCUUACCCAUAUUUACGACCAGGGCUCGACCUACUUCAGUGACCAGCAAGAUCUGAAGGCGAUCGCCGGGUUCCAAGCUUUCUCCACCAACUCGGGCUCCGAAGUGGAUGACUCGGCAUCCAUCGGCAAAACUCAGGCCGCCUCCGGCGAGUUUGCGGCUCACUCGUUAGAGUCAUCCAGGCACGAGCUGGCUUUCUCAAGCGGCACCACCACUGGCACCUUGUCCCUCGGCGUCACCACCCCACGAUGUGCCGAUCAGAAAACCAUUGUUCCUGUGGAUUCCGAUAGCUCCAAGAAGAUAGCCGAUACUUUUGGCCAAAGAACUUCGAUUUACAGAGGUGUCACCAGACACCGAUGGACUGGUAGAUAUGAAGCGCAUCUAUGGGAUAACAGCUGUAGGAGAGAAGGUCAGGCGAGAAAAGGGCGUCAAGUCUAUUUGGGUGGUUACGACAAAGAAGACAAGGCCGCAAGAGCUUAUGAUUUGGCAGCUCUAAAGUACUGGGGCCCCACUGCCACCACCAACUUCCCUGCUUCCAAUUAUGCAAAGGAAAUGGAGGAGAUGAAGCAUGUAACAAAGCAGGAAUUUAUCGCGUCGCUGCGAAGGAAAAGUAGCGGAUUUUCCCGGGGAGCUUCUAUAUAUAGGGGCGUAACAAGGCAUCACCAACAAGGUAGAUGGCAAGCAAGAAUUGGCCGUGUGGCAGGGAACAAGGAUCUGUACCUUGGAACAUUCGCCACUGAAGAAGAAGCAGCUGAGGCGUAUGAUAUCGCGGCCAUUAAGUUCAGGGGUGCGAACGCUGUGACCAACUUUGAGAUGAGUAGGUAUGACGUUGAAGCCAUCAUGAACAGUUCUCUUCCAAUUGGUGGGGCAGCGAAACGCUUGAAGCUUUCGCUUGAAUCCGAGCAGAAAGCAACUCUGAACAAUAAUAGCCAGCAAAUCCAAAGUAACAGCAUCAACUUCUCACCAAUUCAGGCUGUCCCCUCCGUCCCUUGUGGAAUUCCAUUUGAUCCUGCUGCUGCGUACUAUCAUCACAACCUCUUGAACCAUUUUCGUCCUUCCAAUGCCGGCGCCGCAGAAUCUGCUGUAUCUAAUCCUUCUGCAACUCCAUUUCCUGCCAUGCCUGCACCUUCUGAGUUCUUCAUAUGGCCUCCUCAUCAGUCAUAUUGACUUGUGAUGGAGGGGGGGUUAUCUAUGCUUUCUGUUGACAAAAGCAAAAGCUAUAGCAAGUCUCUGGCACAAUUCAGCUGACCCGCCUCUGAGCUCUCUGACACCAUUUAAUUCAUCUUUUUACUGGGAAGAAAGGAAGUUUAGGAGGUUUUUGUGUUUCCCCUUGGAAGGCUAGAGUCUUAGUUACUGUCGGAAGCUGGAUUAUGUAUUGUAAAGUAACUUCGCCAAGACGGAAAAUUUAGUCGUGUAGUGUUGCACAGGUACUUCUGAAUGCUUAACUUGCUGGUGCUGUAGUAUGAAUAUGAACUUUCCGUUAUUCCCAAUUCCUAUAAUAUUUUUAUAUA
Messenger RNA from Prosopis cineraria, 2405 nucleotides. RefSeq names its product AP2-like ethylene-responsive transcription factor AIL6. NCBI's taxonomy places the organism in Eukaryota, Viridiplantae, Streptophyta, Magnoliopsida, Fabales, Fabaceae. Gene Ontology annotation, biological process: regulation of DNA-templated transcription. The record is from RefSeq and is a predicted model, not a curated record. The transcript has 10 exons. Gene Ontology annotation, molecular function: DNA-binding transcription factor activity; DNA binding. The coding region runs from base 535 to 2061 and encodes 508 amino acids.